Alternaria rosae is the source of this 618-nucleotide messenger RNA. RefSeq lists its product as uncharacterized. The annotation marks the transcript as partial. The transcript is spliced from 2 exons. Lineage: Eukaryota; Fungi; Ascomycota; Dothideomycetes; Pleosporales; Pleosporaceae. The record is from RefSeq and is a predicted model, not a curated record. Gene Ontology annotation, molecular function: methyltransferase activity.
AUGUCUUCCAUUCCAUUCCUAUCGGAGCCUUCCGAUGCAGAGUACGAGGAGAAUGUCGUAGCCGACAACAUCCUCGAUGCUCUUGAGACUCUGGCAGCCGGCCACAUCCCCGCCUCUCUUCACAAGGACGAGGAAAAGCGACUCCGAUUCCUUGAAGCCGCCAGGAUGGCCUCCCUAAAGCUCGAGCAACCCUGGGACACCAUGCAGCGGCUGAUCUUUUGUGCACUGCCACCCAACAUGGUGCAAGUGGGCAUUGAUCUGGGGCUGUGGAGACUACUUGCUGCGCGGGAGGGUACGGCGAUGAGCGUGAGUCAGUUGGCUGCCGAGUUGGGCGCUGAAGAGGCACUGCUAGUGCGAGUGCUGCGGUAUGCAGCAACACAGUGGAUGGUGGAGCAGGUCGGAGUGGAGACGUACCGGGCCACAAAUAUCACGCGAUACUUGGCCAUGUCAGGACUUGAAUCUGUGAUAUUCCAUGUAACAGAGAGAAACAUUGCAACAUAUAAUGCGAUACCAAAGUGGAUGGCGGACAAUGGCUACAAGCAACCGCAGGACAACAAGCAUCUUCCAUUCAACUUGGGCAAGAACACGGACCUGCACUUCUUCGAAUGGCUGUCCCAG